Molecule: messenger RNA, 2778 nt
Organism: Grammomys surdaster
Lineage: Eukaryota; Metazoa; Chordata; Mammalia; Rodentia; Muridae
Gene: Lrrtm1
Product: leucine rich repeat transmembrane neuronal 1
Exons: 2
Coding region: 828-2399 (523 amino acids)
Cellular component (GO): extracellular matrix
Molecular function (GO): protein binding
Source: RefSeq, a predicted model, not a curated record
CCGCAAAUAUAUACAAAAAAAAAAAAAAGAAAGAAAGAAAAAAAAAGAGCUGAGAGUGUUUUUCAUUUCAUCAAAGAACAUAUAUUACUUUAGCGGCUUGGUUUAAAAAAAAAUGUUGGUUUUCUGCCCACCCCUUUUCAAUCUGCCGGUGUUGGAGGUGCUCGGAGAAGACGCACAAUCGCGAGCAGCUUACGACACUCAGUGAGCAGUCGGUGCCGGUGCAGGCUCGCGCACACUCCUCGGAGGAGGGAAGGAGCCGGGCGCUGCUCUGGGCUCCGCAAAGCAUGAGCCGGCCAGGUUUCCGCAGCUGCCCCGGACACGAAUGGCAGGCGUUCUCCAACCAGGACUCCAAGGUGGCUGCGAUUCGCGGUGGUCAUUGCCGAUGACAUUCUCCAGACUGUCAAAUCCUGGGGAGUCUCGAGCCCCGAGUUUGGAGUUGAUUUUUUCCCUCAACCCCCCAACCACGUCACAGUCUCAACUGCAGAGGAAAAAAAAGGGGGACCGAGGCAGGAAGGCGAGAAGCCCGGGCUCCCGGCACGUAGUUGGGAAACUUGCGGGUCCUAGAAGUCGCCUCCCCGCCUCGCCGACCGCCCCUGCAGCCCCGGAGCGCAGCAGCAAAGUGAGACAUUGUGCGUCUGCCAGAUCCUCGGGCCGCGGAGCAGGGCUGCCUCGGGAAACACAGAGGGGUCUUCUCUCGCCCUGCAUAUAAUUAGCCUACACACAAAGGGAGCAGCUGAAUGGAGGUUGUCACUCGCUGGAAAAGGGUGGAUUUCUGACCCAUCGCUUCCAAUGGACAUUCUCCAGUCUCUCUGGAAAGAUUCUCGCUAAUGGAUUUCCUGCUACUCGGCCUCUGUCUACACUGGCUGCUGAGGAGGCCCUCGGGGGUGGUCUUGUGUCUGCUGGGGGCCUGCUUUCAGAUGCUGCCCGCCGCCCCCAGCGGAUGCCCGGGGCAGUGUCGGUGCGAGGGGCGUCUGCUGUACUGCGAGGCGCUCAACCUGACCGAGGCGCCCCACAACCUGUCCGGCCUGCUGGGCUUGUCUUUGCGCUACAACAGCCUCUCGGAGCUGCGCGCCGGCCAGUUCACAGGGUUAAUGCAGCUCACGUGGCUGUAUUUGGAUCACAAUCACAUCUGCUCGGUGCAGGGGGACGCCUUUCAGAAACUGCGCCGAGUUAAGGAACUCACGCUGAGUUCCAACCAGAUCACCGAACUGGCCAACACCACCUUUCGGCCCAUGCCCAACCUGCGCAGCGUGGACCUGUCCUAUAACAAGCUGCAGGCGCUAGCUCCGGAUCUCUUCCACGGGCUGCGGAAGCUCACCACCCUGCACAUGCGGGCCAAUGCCAUCCAGUUCGUGCCGGUGCGCAUCUUUCAGGACUGCCGCAGCCUCAAGUUUCUCGACAUUGGAUACAAUCAGCUGAAGAGUCUGGCGCGCAACUCUUUCGCCGGCUUGUUCAAGCUCACAGAGCUACACCUGGAGCAUAACGACUUGAUCAAGGUGAACUUCGCCCAUUUCCCGCGCCUCAUCUCCCUGCACUCGCUCUGCCUGAGGCGGAAUAAGGUUGCCAUUGUGGUCAGCUCUCUCGACUGGGUUUGGAAUUUGGAGAAAAUGGACUUGUCUGGGAACGAGAUAGAAUAUAUGGAGCCCCAUGUGUUCGAAACCGUGCCGUACCUGCAGUCCCUGCAACUGGACUCCAACCGCCUCACCUACAUUGAGCCCCGUAUCCUCAACUCCUGGAAGUCCCUUACAAGCAUCACUCUGGCCGGGAACCUGUGGGACUGCGGGCGCAACGUGUGUGCCCUAGCUUCCUGGCUCAGCAACUUCCAGGGACGUUACGAUGCUAACUUGCAGUGCGCCAGCCCGGAGUACGCACAGGGCGAGGACGUCUUGGAUGCAGUGUAUGCUUUCCACCUGUGCGAGGAUGGGGCCGAGCCCACCAGCGGCCACCUCCUGUCGGCGGCCGUCACUAACCGCAGUGACCUAGCGCCCCCUGAGAGCUCAGCCACGACUCUGGUGGACGGUGGGGAGGGGCUGCACGAUGGCACGCUUGAGCCCAUCACUGUGGCUCUUCCCGGAGGCGAGCACGCAGAGAACGCUGUGCAAAUCCACAAGGUGGUCACAGGCACGAUGGCUCUCAUCUUCUCCUUCCUCAUCGUGGUCCUCGUACUCUACGUAUCCUGGAAGUGUUUCCCAGCCAGCCUCAGGCAGCUCAGACAGUGCUUUGUCACGCAGCGCAGGAAGCAGAAGCAGAAACAGACCAUGCAUCAGAUGGCUGCUAUGUCUGCCCAGGAAUACUAUGUUGAUUACAAACCUAAUCACAUCGAGGGGGCCCUGGUUAUCAUCAACGAGUAUGGCUCGUGUACCUGUCACCAGCAACCUGCGAGGGAAUGCGAGGUGUGAUUGUCCCUGAGGCUCCCAACCCAUGCACUACCAAAUACGCCUGGGCAGCCGGGCGGGCCAGCGGGCACCAGGACUGGUCUCCUCUGCGCUCUGAUUUGUUGACUGAAACUGUAAGGGGAUCUUUCCCAGAGACUUGACAUUUUAGCUUUAUGUGUCUUAAAAACAAACAAACAAAAAUCCCGAAAUAAAACACAACAAAAACCCCACCCCAUAAUCUUCAGGACAGUCUGUCUUAAAUUUCAUAUGAGAACUUCUUCCUCCCUUUGAAGAUCUGUCCAUAUUCAGGAAUCUGAGAGUGUUAAAAAAAAGGUACCAAUCAUUGAUUUUUUUUUGUAAACUAAAACGUUUAAAAUAAAAUAGCAUUUACAGUUUCUACAGA